This is a messenger RNA of Carassius auratus (goldfish), 5826 nucleotides long. Its product is annotated as poly [ADP-ribose] polymerase 4-like. NCBI's taxonomy places the organism in Eukaryota, Metazoa, Chordata, Actinopteri, Cypriniformes, Cyprinidae. The record is from RefSeq and is a predicted model, not a curated record. Gene Ontology annotation, cellular component: cytoplasm. Bases 166 to 5481 code for a protein of 1771 amino acids. The transcript is spliced from 34 exons. Gene Ontology annotation, molecular function: NAD+ poly-ADP-ribosyltransferase activity.
GGUGUGUCUUUACUGCACGUAUGAGUCAGGAAGCAGGUUAUUUACGUCUUCGUGUAUUCUUUUAAAAUCUCUUAAAGUCACUCGACUCUGACCUUGUCCGCGGUAAGAGGCUCUAACAUCUGCUUUGAACCAACAACACCGCUAUUACACGACACUGGUGGCAACAUGACAGUGUUUGAAAACUGCACUGUGGUGUUAGAUGUGAAAAAUGUGCCUUUUAAAGAGAAGAAUAAACUGAGAUUAGCUCUUCUGGAGAAUGGAGGAAACAUCUCUUAUGUCAUCAACAAAGAGUGCUCUUUUGUAGUCACUAGCAGUGUGAAUGAUCUGAGCAGUAACCGGCAGCGCAGCAUCCAGAAGCUGCAGAUCCCAGUGGUCGGGACGCAGUAUGUGUGGAGCAGUCUGGACCAAGGGCAUCUCCUGCCUUUGAUGGAGCAUAAUUUGACCCCACAGCUGCCAUAUCCCGCCUCUGAAUUCCUCCCUCCUUCAGAGAUAAAAGUGUCAACACGCAUACCAAGAAAAGAGACGUUCAAAGGUCACCCUGAACUCCCAAAGACUGAAGCUGAGAUUCUUGAGAAGGGUGGACCCCGUCCUGGCAGGUUCAGAGUUUACAAAGAAGGCGACCAUGACCUGCCUGAAUUUCCUUCAUAUUUUCAAGUGGCCAAGUAUUCAGUUUUUGAGAGGGUCAAACCCAAGACUUUGUCUGUUCUGGAGCUGCAGAGUGCCAAAGGCCGAGCAGGCCAGCAAUAUCGUGUGUUGUGUUCAGUCUUGCGUGAAGCUGAGACCGAAGUGGUUCAGGACAAGCUUGUGUUCUGCGUGACGUCUGAAGAUGCAGUGGAAGCAUAUCUGCAGCUGAUAAAGGAGAUGGAGACCGAGGGAUCCACAAAGACACGCACACUUCCCCCUGAGAUUGAGCGCUUGGCAUCCUACAGUCUGAAGCAGCUGCUGUUGGAGGAAAAGCUGAACUGCAGCACAUUGUCACAGGAAGUUGGUGUUUUUGUGGAGCUGGUUUGGACUGAAGCUCUCGGUUCCCUUAAUAACAUCCUGAAAGUCCCUGUCUCCAGAAUAAGCCUCAAUGAUGUGAGCAGGGUCGAGGGACUGUUACUGCAGGCACAAAAGACUAAGAAAGAGGAUGAAGUCAAAGCCCUUCUGGAGGAGGUCAACACUCUUCUACCCCUCAGAAUGACCGACCCUCCUUCCAAACACAAGCUCGUGUCUCAGAAACUAGACCUUUGUCAGCUGAUCAGAGAUAUUGUAAAUGUGAGUGAGGCCACUCUGGGAAGCCCCUUACCCUCGUCUCUGGGAAAGUAUCGAGCUCUGAGGUGCAGCAUUGAGGUUGUCCCACCACAAAACCCUGAGUUUCAUGUUGUCUCUCAACUGCUUCAGGACAGGCCUGUUCAGAUUCAGCAGAUACUGCGUGUCAGCAGAGGGGUGGAGCUUCAGUUGUUUAUGGAGGAUUUAGGCAACAUUAAACCCCUCCUACACUCCUCUAGUCCCAGCAGUUUUGUUGGAAUACUGUCACGAGGUCUGCUGCUGCCCAGGGUUGGAGUCGAACAGCAUGGAAUUGAGAGAACGGAUAUCGGGAAUCUUGGAGGAGGAAUCUACUUCAGUGACUCUCUGAAGACUAGUUUGAAAUACUCCAAGCCCAGUGUGACUGACGGCUCUCGGCUGCUGCUGGUGUGUGAAGUGGCGUUGGGUCGGUGUAAGGACCUGCUGAAAAAAGACACCACUUUGACUCGUGCUCCUGACGGCUACCACAGUGUACAUGGAGUCCAACGCACUCCCAACAGACUCUCUGAAUUUGAGGAUGAUGAGUUUGUCGUCUAUAACACAGAGCAGAUCAGACUGAAGUAUGUUGUGCAGUACAGUCUGGAGGGAGACGAGUCAAAAGAGUUUCAGCCUCAGAUCAACACUCAGCUCACGGACACAAUACCUGAUAUCUUGUCCAGUGAUGACAGUGAGGGUUUGGAGUCCACUAAGAAUCCUCUGGAGGAGAUGAACGCAGGUUUGCUGGACAGCCGUGGUCAGAAACUUCCUCUGAAGGCCGUCAAUGUGAGGUGCAAGCUGGUGGACCUGCUGUGUCAGGUCAUCAUAUUUCAGACCUACACAAACCAGAAUGAUUUUCCCAUUGAGGCAAAGUAUGUCUUUCCACUGGAGGAGACGGCAGUAGUGUGUGGAUUUGAAGCCUUUAUCAAUGGAAAACAUGUCAUUGGAAAGGUAAAGGAAAAGGAGCAGGCUCGUAAGGAGUACAAGCAAGCCAUAGAGAUGGGUCAUGGAGCCUACCUGAUGGACCAGGAUGCACCUGAUGUAUUUACUAUCAGUGUGGGGAAUCUUCCUCCUGGAGCCACAGUUCUGAUCAAGGUGACGUUCAUCACUGAGCUGGUGGUCCGGUCAGGCUCUAUAAUCUUCUCACUGUCUGGCAGCGUGGCACCAUGGCAGCAGAGCGCGGCACUUAAUCAGACAACUCAGGCCACUGUUGAAAAGAUUGGUGUGAUGGAGCUUCAGUCAGUGGGGGAGUUUUCUCUGUCUAUGUCCAUUGAAAUGCAUCAUGAGAUCAUCAACUUGAGCUCUUCACACCGCAUCAGAUCCAAGAGGACAGACUGUAAGGCAGUGAUCCACACGUUACCGGGACAGACGCUGGGAUCUGAAGGGUUACAGGUGUCCUUUAGUCUUUCUAAUAUCCACAUGCCCAGGAUGUGGGUGGAGAACCAUCCAGAUAAAAAUAGUCAGGCCUGCAUGCUGGUGUUUUAUCCAGACUUUAAGUCAAGUGGGGUGUCCACCUCUGGAGGUCUGUCCAGUGUGAAUGAUGUGGUCAUUCUUCUGGACUCUUCCAAGUCCAUGCAGGGAGAUGCCAUGCUUAACGCUCGCAGGAUUGCCCUUCAAGUUCUCAAAUCUCUAGACCGCUCACUGAAGAUCAACAUCAUCUCUUUUAGCACUGAUUACCAGGAAGCUUUUCCUGCACCAGUGUCUUUAGAUGAGGCAUCUGAAGCUGCCAGAAAAUUUAUCAUGUCGUGUGGCAGCUCUGGUGGCGGCACUGAUCUGUGGCGGCCUCUCCGUAGUCUGAGUCUGCUGCCUCCGUCCCGGGGCAUGAGGAACAUCCUGCUGCUCUCUGAUGGACAUGUUCAGAACCAGCCUCUGACCCUACAGCUGGUCCGAGAAAACUCCUGCCACAUGCGCCUCUUCACCUGCGGACUCAGCUCGACAGCUAAUCGUCAUAUGCUCAGAGCUUUGGCUCAGGCAGGUGGAGGAACAUAUGAAUUUUUUGACACAAAGAUGAAACACACUUGGGCAGAAAAGGUGCGCGCUCAGGUUCAGCGAAUGGAGUCUCCCGGCUGCAGAUCAGUGACAGUGAAGUGGCAGCAGUUUAAUCCCACAGCGCCGCUUCCUGUUCAAGCCCCCUCACAGCUUAACGCUCUCUUCAGUGACUGUCACUCUCUGGUGUACGGCUUUGUGCAACACUGCACUCAGGCCACACUGUUUGGUGAUUUGAAUGGACAAGAGAUCAAAACAAUGGUGUCCACCACAGAACUACAAAAGUCCAAGGGAACUUUCCUUCACAAGUUAACAGCAAGAGCAAUCAUCAGAGACUAUGAAGAUGGCAUUCUAGCUAACAGUGAGGCUGAACAUGAGGGGAAGAAAGCAGAGCUAAAGUCCUACAUCAUUGAGCUCAGUAAAGAGUUCUCCAUCCUAUCCCAGUUCACAAGCUUUGUUGCCAUUGAAGAGAGGCAGCAGAAUGAGCUUGACACUGGUUUCACAGAUAUUCCUAAAAUCAUAUCACAGGAAGAUGUGGAUAUUUUGCCAUAUAUGGGCUGGACUGAAGAAAAGCUGGAGGCUUUGGAUAUUAGUAGGGCUGAAUAUGAUACAGCAUUAGAGGGAUGGUGCAGUAGUUCCACAUCUAAAGAUCUCCUGGGUUCUGCUUGUGUAGCAGAUGAUUUUGUUGUUGAUUUAAAGGAUGAAUAUGAAUAUAUUGAUAGGUUUAUGCCUUCAGCUCGCCCUUCUCAACCUCAUAGAACCAGUAGCUCCUGGCAUCCUUCACGUUUUGAAAGUAGCACUAAUGCUUUCAGAAAAAGUCUGAAAAAAUCGAGUCCAACAUUUCCCCUUUACCCUGCCGCAAAGGCUGCUUCCAGGCCUAUAGCUGCUCGACCUGAAAUACCAGUGGAAGUUCUCUGCAAGGCUAGCAAGAUUUCUCCUCCUCCUUCUUUUCCUCCUCCUCCUCCCCAUAGAGGUGCCUCCAUGAGUGACAGGCUUCCCCCUUCAGCUGCCAACCAGGUUAUUGCCUGUAUGCCCCCUCCUCCUCCUCCUCCAUGUGGUGGUGCCUCCAUGAGUGACAGGCUUCCCCCUUUAGCUGCCAAACAGGUUAUUGCCUGUAUGCCUCCUCCUCCUCCACCUCCUCAUAGAGGUGCCUCCAUGAGUGACAGGCUUCCCCCUUCAGCUGCCAACCAGGUCACUGCCUUUAUGCCUCCUCCUCCCUCGGUGGAACGUCACUCCAGUAUUCGUCGGACUAUCCCUCCUUCCGCUGAUUUCAAGAUGUCCAGAACUGAGGUCUUGAUCAAACGUUACACCGCUCCCCCACCACCUCCACUCCCGCUUUGUUCAUAUGAGCCUCCUCCCUCUGAUCUUCUUGGUUUUGAAUCAGAGUGUUUCAUAGAAGAAGGCUUUGAUUCGCUUACAAAAAGGAGUCCAAUGGUUUCCUCUGCAACAGAGUUUGCCACUGAGCUUCAUGACUCAACUCCUUCUACCUGUGCAGAUCCUCCUCGCGACGCAUCUCAGCAAUUCAUGUCCAUGACUCCAAUCCGUUCUUCCCCUCCUGCUAUUGCUCGCAGGAUGAGCGGAUCUUUUUUCGGGAGUUGCAGUGCUGGUGGCUCCAUUGCCUUUGCACCACCCUCUCGUGCUGCACCUGAAUGCUUUGGUUCCCUCAGAAGUAGGAAUAAACAUUUGGAUUUUAGGUCCUCAGCUCCUAGAGCACUGCGAAAACUAAAAAAAUCUAUAAGCAGACCAGACAAAGUGGCCUGGAAUGAUCUGUUUGAGCUUCAGCAUGAGGAUGGAUACUGGGAGUGCACUGACAGGCUGAGCAGCUUCCUUAACCUGGAUGUAGACUUUUUUGCAAAUGUCUUCCUUCAAGAGAAAGGCAUCUGUUCCUUAGGUGUGAAGGCUCAUGCUGAAAUUCUGAGGCUGGUGGCGACUCUGCUGGUGCUGCAGCUGAUCCGGGUGAAGAAGCUGGAAGUGGGACGGCUGCUUGAGUCUCUCCUCCGACUAAAAGAGUCCCAGGAGCCCAGACCGAUGUACUGGGAGGCAGUGAAGAGGGCCAUGGACUGGGCCUGCCGGACUGACAGACAGUAUCCGUGUGUUUACAGCCGGCUUGAGAUCGGCCGGGAUUGGGAAUCAUCUACACGUCAACUACUGGGCUAUGAUUCUCCACACCCAUAUUCCCCACUCAAACCUGUUCUAGACAGACGUAUUAGUCUUGUAGAAACUGGAGCUUAACUGCUUAAUAUUUGAAAAAUAUCUUUAUGAGUCUUGGAGAGCUUUAAAGUGCCCUCAUAACUGUAUUUCUGUAAACUCUCUCUCAUCACAUUAUUGGGUGGAAAAUAAAUUAGUAAACCUUAACAUACCUAAGCAUAAUUAAACCCACAAAAUAUGAAAAAUAAAUACAAAAACUAAUAAGAAAAUGAAUUACAAUAUAGUCUGUUGACUUGCAGAAAGCUGUUUUAGCAUUUAAACCAAAAAAUAUUUUGUGAAACGUUUUCUUGUGUGUAUGUGCUGUCUUUUUUUAAAUAAAUGAAAUGAAUUAAAAUAAAUAUAUUGUUCCAGUAAACAACAGCAUCUCAA